AUGUUCAGCCCUUUCAGCUGUGCCACUUUCCACCACCAAGAAGUUGAUGAAGAUGAUGACCAACCCAUGGUUUCACCACCAAGAAAAUCUUCAAGAUCAAGAAGCACUGGCUUUCACAGAAGACAUAGCAGGGACACCAAGAACCCGUAUUCAAGCCGGGGCCUUGACAAGUUCUCUGCACUUGUAGCUGAUCUUGAGGAGAAAAGACAGAAGAUUUACGCUCAACCGGAUUCAAAAGACAUAAGCUUCGUCCGCUUUGUGUACAAGGACUCGACUGAUACAAGUCUUCCUGUUCCAGUCGUGGUUAAGCUCAGGGACAAAAAGGAAGACAAAACCAAGACUCUAACUGAUCACGAAGAAAAGCAUGCAACCCCUAAUAAUGAUCCUUCGUCCUUAGCCGUGAAAGAGGUCAAGCCGCCACCAAAAUUGGAACCUGAAAAACAGAGUGAGCAGAGGACAUUGUGGUGUUGGAACAUGAAAUCGGACAAGUGGAGAAGGCCAGCUUCUUAUCUGCCACUGGUUAUAAUCUUCAUUUUGGUUUUGUUGGCUUUGUUUGGGCGGUCAUUUGCAAUAUUAUGCACGUCUGUUUGUUGGUACGCAAUUCCAAUGCUGAAAGAGAGCUCAAAUAAUGCAACAACGGGAGCAAAGAAGAACGACUAUGUUAGAAGAUUGAGUGACAAGGAACUCAUGUCAUCUCCGAAAAGUAACCACAGAUUCUCGGGCAAACAUGUUCACCAAAAAAGUUUGUGA
Molecule: messenger RNA, 750 nt
Organism: Prunus avium (sweet cherry)
Lineage: Eukaryota; Viridiplantae; Streptophyta; Magnoliopsida; Rosales; Rosaceae
Source: RefSeq, a predicted model, not a curated record